Messenger RNA from Candidula unifasciata, 636 nucleotides. The record is from the annotation of a GenBank genome assembly. NCBI's taxonomy places the organism in Eukaryota, Metazoa, Mollusca, Gastropoda, Stylommatophora, Geomitridae.
AUUGAGAACACAGAUAGGCUUAAUUCAGACGCUAAUUUCUGUUACGUUGUUGACGAAACUCCAUGUAAUGCUGAGGAAAGUACCUCAUUGCAUAUUGUGUUGCCUGCAUUAGAGCCAAAGGAGUCUUGGAAAGAUGUAGAAAUUUCACCAUCUAUUUCCCAAGAAUACCAACAUAAAUUCCAACAACUCUUACAGAAAUUUCCAACUACGUUUACUGACAUUCCGGGUAGAACAACGCAAGCUGUACACACCAUUAAGUUAGUAGAUGAUUGUCCAAUCAAGUUGCGACCAUAUAAUCUACCGCUACACUAUCAGGAAGCGGUUGAGAAGGAAAUUGACGAGAUGUUGCGUCUAGGAAUCAUAGAACCAUCCUCAUCACCAUAUUCUUUUCCCAUGGUAAUUGUUAAGAAGAAGGAUGGAAACAUACGCAUCUGUAUUGACUACAGAAAAUUAAACCGUGUUACUGUUUUAGAUGCAGAAAAUAUGCCAAAUAUAGAGGAUUUGUUUCACAGGUUAGCAGGAGCUAAAUAUUUCACAAGGUUAGAUUUGUCAAAAGGAUAUUGGCAAAUCCCACUUGCCGAGGACAAUAUACUGCCUUCCAGACACCUCGAGGCUUGUUUCAAUUUAGAUAUUUGA